AUGAGCUGCUACUAUGGCAACUACUAUGGUGGGCUGGGCUAUGGCUAUGGUGGCCUAGGCUGUGGCUUUGGCUAUGGCUGUGGCUAUGGUGGCUAUGGCUAUGGUGGUCUAGGCUGUGGUUAUGGUGACUAUGGUGGCUAUGGUUAUGGAUGCUGCCGCCCACUCUACUAUAGAAGAUACUAUUCCUAUGGCUUCUACUGA
This is a messenger RNA of Urocitellus parryii (Arctic ground squirrel), 201 nucleotides long. The record is from RefSeq and is a predicted model, not a curated record. Lineage: Eukaryota; Metazoa; Chordata; Mammalia; Rodentia; Sciuridae.